Dunckerocampus dactyliophorus (ringed pipefish) is the source of this 2861-nucleotide messenger RNA. RefSeq lists its product as uncharacterized. The record is from RefSeq and is a predicted model, not a curated record. The transcript is spliced from 3 exons. Bases 331 to 2541 code for a protein of 736 amino acids. Lineage: Eukaryota; Metazoa; Chordata; Actinopteri; Syngnathiformes; Syngnathidae.
GGGCGGGAGAGAAGUAGGGAUAGCGACAUUAUCGUGUAAACUGCUGUGUUUGGUGUACCACUGACUCCAAAUGACAAAAUUCCAUCCUCCUCGGCAAGUUUCAAAAUAUGCAUUAACUCAGGAAGAACACCGAAGUCAACAGACACCUGCGGAGGCAUUUACAUGGAUUAAACUCAUCUUCCCUGAUAUCUACAGGUUGUUCUUUUUACUAAAGGUACAGUUAUUGGUUUAAGAUGACUGCUUACACCAAACUGAGGAUAUGUUGCAGGAGGUACUACAACAUUGUUUCCACAAGUGGAACAAGCUAAUCAAGAGUGUUUCUUCAUUGAGAUGUUCCCCAAAGGACACCUUGGUGGACAAGAUGGGACCCACACCAAAGAAGUACCUCCACACCUGUCCAUGAGUCCCAAAGGGGGGCUAAACCAGGACAAUGCAGAAGGAAACGACAGACUCGAGUCCCAUCUUGACAGUGACACUGUCUGUAUGAAGGCUGUCCUGAUACAAUCAAGGAAAAACAGCGUCUCUGAUUGUCAGUCUGGGAUUGAAGCUGUGAAGGAUACUAUACCCCGGUUAAUUAAAAGGAUCAAUAGUGAAGACAGUAAAGAUGAUGAAGAUGAGUGCUCCAGUAAUAUAGUUGAUCAUAUACUGAAAGAGCUGAAAGGCAUAAACAAGAUCCAAGAGGAAAUAUCAGACCUGAGGCAGUAUCUAACGUCUGUGCGAGGGUCAGUGGAUGAAGUGUCCUGUUGUGUUGAUGCAGUGCUAAGUGAAAUUGAAGAGCUAUACUCUGGGGCUUCAGCGCCACCUAAUCCUAGUCCAGUUUCUCAAACUCGCAGUAUCAGGAGAGGAAGCCUGGGAAGGCAGAAUGCUAUAACGUCUCCUCUGAAGAGAGACAGUACUACGCUGUCGGAUUGGAAGGAAUGUGGAAAUAUCUCUGGUGGUAUACUGUCCCACAGAACACCCAAACAUCUCACUCCUAGUCACAUCAGCUUCCAAUCAGAUCAUCAAACAAACCAAGAGAAUGCAUUGCAGAGCUCAAUUAUGCAAAUUCUUUGUUCUGCAAAACAAGAACAAGGACUUCAUCAAAGUCGGGACAACAUAAAUAACAGUUUUUUGUCAUCCCAUCACUGCCCGGAUACAGGAUUUGUUGACCCAGCGAAUGACAAAUGGCCUUCUGAAGAUCAUCAGUAUAUUAUGUGUGAAGCGGGAGAUUGUAGUGAGGAGGAAAUCUCCUCCUGUGCAAACAGUGGGGAAGAACUGCAUAUGUGGGACUGUUGUGCCACAGAGGAAACACAAAGCAGCACACCAGGUCAUUCUUCACACACCAGUUCUGAACACCUCUCAUUACUUUUUGGAAUUCAUUACAACUCUCCUUCGUGUUCUCCUACUUUGGUGGACAGCAGGAACAAAGGAUUGCGAAAUGAUGGCAAACAUUUGGCAUGUGUCUGUUCUGUUAACUACCCAUACUCGCGGAGUUCAGGUUACCACACUGUGGAGACCUGUGCAAAUGCAGAGGACCAGGGUUCCUCCAUGAGUGGUAGUUGCUCCACUGUACUGUUGACAGACUGUGAUGAUGGUUACUUAGAGACUCAGUCAUUGUGUGAGGACUGUCCAUCCUCUGGUGACACUCUCGAACUGGGAUCUGCUGCAAGUUUGGACAGGGAUUGGACUGAUCACAGUAUCUCAAGAGAUGAAGCAGGAGAAUCACUAAAUUCUUCAGAAAUAGAUUCUGAGAGCACAGACAAGUCCCCCAGAGUAGGUUUUGAUGUUACAACUUUUAGCAAAGCUGUACUCAGUUUCAGGUCGGCUUUAAAGGGGGCUUUGAAAAAGUUUGAAGGGUUCAACCCUGAAGAUCUGGAAGAUGAUAGUACCUCUGAAGCAUCUUUAUCCCUCAUUAGACACACAGAUGAAGCCACAGAGGUGCCGAGGCCUAUGGGUUAUACAGAGGGAGAAGUUAGUCUGAUUGACAAUCGCACUCAAUUUGUCCCAACAAAGGAGACCUCGACCUAUGUGGAUUAUGGAGAGACAAAUGAGAAACUGUCAUGUUCAUCUGAAGCAUUUCCCCAAGAGCCUGAUCCCUCUCCAUCUACCCCAACUGAAGGUCACAAUGUAGAUAUUUUACAAAGCAAAGAAUGCGAGACAGAUUUAGAAAUGUAUGGCCUUGAAGUACAAUCACAUCAUUGCCCAUCCAUGCAGGGUGAGAGUCCUUCGGAUCCAUUACCCAGUUCAGAUGAAGUGUGUUUAAAUUCUACGAAUGAAAACAACGUUGCUGAGGAGACAGGAAAGCCCAUUGAUGCAAAUCACAAAGCACGCAUAGCUAAUUUCCAGCGCAUUCUGAAGGAAAAGAGACAAACUCAUUAUAGAGUGUCCCAGUCUGCUCAAGGUUCUCUGGGGUCUCAUGGCUCUCAAGGGUCUCAAGGAUCUCGAUCUCAGGAAAAGUAUAUUCAAGAGACGGUGCAAGAAGAACAUCAGGUUGAUCAUAUUCUAAUAGACUGUAUUAUAUUAAAGUUCUAUCUUGUUUUUGUGUGUUGUUUUAAUUUUUAAUUUGUACUUUAACUUUUGCCAUCAUUGACAGAUUUAUGCAAAAACACUAAACUUUAAAUUCAUUGUGUUGUGUAAAGUGUGCAAGUAAGUGUGUUUAUGUCAUCAACAAGACAAGAGAAGAUACUUGGUUUUGUAGCCUUGCACUGUUUUUCUGCCAUUGUGUUUCACAUCAAAAACAGCACGCGCGGGCCUGUGCUCCAGAGGUAUUACCAAACAUAUACAUAGUUUGUGUUUUGUUUUUGUUUUCUAUUAGAUGUAACAUCAGAGAGGUGAAACUCAACCAAAACCACAUUCCUUGACUCCUCUUCUCUCAUAACUGA